Messenger RNA from Acipenser ruthenus (sterlet), 1712 nucleotides. Its product is annotated as probable G-protein coupled receptor 146. Lineage: Eukaryota; Metazoa; Chordata; Actinopteri; Acipenseriformes; Acipenseridae. The record is from RefSeq and is a predicted model, not a curated record. Gene Ontology annotation, cellular component: membrane. Gene Ontology annotation, molecular function: G protein-coupled receptor activity. The transcript has 3 exons. Gene Ontology annotation, biological process: G protein-coupled receptor signaling pathway. The coding region runs from base 361 to 1287 and encodes 308 amino acids.
GUGCGUGGGGGAGGGAUCAGCAAACACGUCAACCACGUCGUGUGUCUGGCAGCAAGCACGUGACACUAUAAGACAGAGGGAGAGAGAAGUACUGUAAUACUUUAUGAUAGGCCAGUACUGUGCAGAAGAUAGUGGUAAAUCCAGCCAGUGAGCCUGUGUGGCAAGGCAGUUUUAGGUCCAGUAUCCAGUAAGAAGAGGAUUAUUUGACUGUCUGCUGCAGUAAAUCACAGUUUGCAUAGCCAGAACCACUCAGCUUGUCUCUUGUAAUGACCCUCAAAAGAGUCAUUGACAUUCAGCUCCUAUGCUGCCUUGCUGAAGAGUGGCCCAGUUUGAAUCAAGACCCCAUGAACACUUCCUGUUAUGUGGGCCUGUCUGGAAAACCAACCACCCACCAACGCUAGCUUCCCUUUGACACUUGCCCUUUCUGUGACCUCCACGGUGUACGCCCUCAUCUUCAUCCCCUUGGGGUUGACCUUUAACCUGCUGGUCCUUGCCGUCAACUUCCGGCAACAGGCGUCCAUGAAAAUGCCUGACAUCUACUUUUCCAACAUGGCGCUUGCUAGUUUGGUGUUAAACUCCGUAGCCAUUGGACGACUGCUGAGUUGUGAUUGGGCGCUGCAGGGUGAGCCCUGCCUUGGCUUCUUUGUCCUUUUCAAUGUGUCAUCUCUGGCGUUCAUUUAUUCCUCCACGUUACUAGGCCUGGACUACUUUAUUGAGCUCACAUUUUCCUACACUCAUCUUUCCAGCGCUUACAAGACGCGUUGUGUUUGUGAAUUCAUCUGGGGGGGCUCAGCUCUGGCCAGCCUAUCUUCUCUUCUCUCCUACGCCUGCGCCAAGGUAGCUGACAGCACCCAAAAAUGCGCCAAGCUGCACCCCCGUGAAUUGGGCGAUGCCAUCUUGUUUUUUGUAGGCUUCCUGAUACCUGGGGCUGCAGUUCUCUAUUCUCUAGUCCUCAUAUAUCAUUUGAGAAAGGAUCCCCAGCCUUUCCUAAACCCCCAGCCCUCCCUCUGGUGCCUUCUCUUGGUCACAGUGCCCCUGACCUUUCUCCUCUGGCUCCCCAAUCAUGGUUCUCUCUUCCUGGAUCUGGUCCAAUCGCUAGGCCCCUGGGAGUGGGCCAUGGACCCUGGGACUUUGACUCACAUUAAGAAGGCCUCUGAAAUCCUGUCUUACUCUUACAGCUGGGCCAUCACUCUCCUCUACCUCACUCUCAGGAAGAGUUUUCGGGUGAGGUGCAGGAGGGUACUGUCAGAGGCGGGGUGCUACUUCAAACGGGUUUUGGGGAACUGAUAUAGAGGGGUACAGGUUGGCUAGCAAUAGGGGCAACAACAAUAACAAAAUCAGCUGCUUGUUGGACCUUUCAAGAGUGGUCUUAUAGACAGACAGACAGACAAAAUAUCUAGGUGAGUUAAAAUAAUGAGAUUUCAUCUUGAAGCUUUCCAGAGUGCUUCGGCAGAAACAUCUCGAUCAGAAAACUGUAAAGCAACAGGCUGCUGCAGCUCAACUUGGAUUCAGUGCUGCACUGAAUCCAACGUUGUAUGUACACCUACCUGUUUACACACUAGUUUCUUUUGAAAUGUUUAUUUCAUUUUUUGAAGUAGUGCUUUAUAUGUGGUAAGUUAGAAAAUAAAUCCUUAUAUGUUUAAUUGCUCAUAUAAAUACAGUGUUCUGGCUGUGCAGAUGUUUGAUAUGAUGUGCUUGAAUAAAACUUUUGA